Messenger RNA from Gaeumannomyces tritici R3-111a-1, 492 nucleotides. RefSeq lists its product as hypothetical. Bases 1 to 492 code for a protein of 163 amino acids. NCBI's taxonomy places the organism in Eukaryota, Fungi, Ascomycota, Sordariomycetes, Magnaporthales, Magnaporthaceae. The record is from RefSeq and is a predicted model, not a curated record. The transcript has 3 exons.
AUGGCCAGAGAAGCGGCUGAACGAAGAGAAAAGAAGGAGAAGAGGCUGCGUGAGCUGCAAGUAUACUUUUUGUGGAUGCUUCCAUUCUGCGGCUUUGGUAAGUUGUACGCUUUCGACACGAUAGUGUUGGUCCACAACAACACCCUAACCGAGUCCGAUUUGAACAUUCUUGCGGUAUGCCACUUCCGCGGACAGCCAUACGUCGUCAUACGCUCCCAGGCGGACACCCAUAUCCGCAACAAAGCCGAGGACCGGGGGAUGCCUGUCAGCGAAGCCCUCCAAAGGUACAUCAAUGAAGUCCAUCAAGAAAAGCAGAAUGCUACCGUCAAAGACAUUGAAAAUGUCGGGCCGGAGCUCUCGUCGUCUUUGGACGACUUCAUCGUCUCAAAGAUGGGCAUCUUUCAGCUGGUCACAGGCUCUGCGCCGCCAAGCGACGAAUGCGCGCAGGUCAUUGAGGAGGAAUCGUUUCUGCGACGCUUGGGAUUGAUUUGA